AUGGAGGAAAACACAUAUAUUGAAGGCUGGGAAAAAUUGAAAGAAAAUGAUAUUGAUCUCAAACUAAUGAGAAUGGGAUUUGAGACAAUUACUGAAAAAUCUAAAAUCAGUCCCGAAGUAACUCCUGACGAAUUAAUGACAAACGUCUUUGAUAUUGUCUCACAACUAAACAUGAUAUCAAACAAAUUUUAUUCGGGAUAUGAUAAAGGCAAUAAAGAAAAUGAAUUUAAUAAGGAGUCUGACUCAGAAAAAGUUUCCUGUGCAAAUCAAUGGAACAAAAUUAUCAUCCCAACAGAUGAAGAUGACGUUCAUACAUUCUUUAUUGGUGGCAGUCCUUAUUUUGUAGAAGAAAAUAAGGUCCUACUUCAAUCUCAAAAAACAAAUGGGAACGAAACAGUUUUAAUGACAGAAGAAGAGAUGAGAUCAUUUUAUGACAUUUUUGACUAUUUGUCUUCUUCUCAAUUACAAACCACAAAAGAAAUGAUGAAUGAGUUUAAAAAAUCUUCAAAUGAUAACUAA
Molecule: messenger RNA, 519 nt
Organism: Entamoeba dispar SAW760
Lineage: Eukaryota; Evosea; Mastigamoebida; Endamoebidae
Exons: 1
Coding region: 1-519 (172 amino acids)
Source: RefSeq, a predicted model, not a curated record